Messenger RNA from Cottoperca gobio, 2564 nucleotides. Its product is annotated as transcription factor COE1-like. The annotation marks the transcript as partial. The record is from RefSeq and is a predicted model, not a curated record. Gene Ontology annotation, biological process: regulation of DNA-templated transcription. Gene Ontology annotation, molecular function: DNA binding; DNA-binding transcription factor activity. NCBI's taxonomy places the organism in Eukaryota, Metazoa, Chordata, Actinopteri, Perciformes, Bovichtidae. The transcript is spliced from 16 exons.
CGGGAGCAGCAGCCUUCCACGGUCCGUCCCUCCCUCUUGUUUGCUAAUCAUUUCAUUUUACUCCUUUUUGAAGCGGUGGCUUGUUUUUAUCCCACUUUUCAUUUCUCCUCAAUCCGCUGCUGCUCGCCUCCCUCUGAUCCCGGCUCCGCACGCUCCGUUCUCCCGGCGUCAGGCUCUCCGGAUCCCGGCUGAUACUCGCCCCUCUCUCUCUCUCUCUCUCUCUCUCGGCUCCUCUGAGAUGCUCUCCUCGCUCUCCGCUUCUCUCUCCGCCCUCUUUUAACUUCACAGAGACGCAGGUUUAAAGCCCGGACUGCUGCGAGCACGGGCUGGGAUCUAAAACAACCCCGGAGAAACCCAGAGGGAUCCCGGCUCUUCUUUGGAUCAGGACCCGGUACUUUGGGGAAGCUCGCUCGUGUGUCCUCCACCCCUCCUUCUGCAUCGCUGCUGCUUUCUCCACCUUAAUCCAGGUGGUCCUUUGGCUUUUUUGAGUGGCUGGUACAGCAGGGAGGAUUAUUCUUCUUCUUUCUAGUUUCUGGUGAAGACAAAGCUCCCAGAAGGACACUUUGAUGUUCUCCAUCCAGGACAGCCUCCCCCGGGGGGCCCUGACCAUGAAGGAGGAGCCGCUCCCCACCGGCAUGACCCCGGUCCGCUCCUGGAUGCAGGGCGCAGGGAUUUUGGACGCCAACACAGCGGCCCAGAGCGGCGUUGGUUUGGCCCGAGCUCACUUUGAGAAGCAGCCGCCGUCCAACCUGAGGAAGUCCAACUUCUUCCACUUCGUGCUGGCGCUGUACGACCGGCAGGGUCAGCCGGUGGAGAUCGAGCGGACGUCCUACAUCGACUUCGUGGAGAAAGACAAGGAGUACAACGGAGAGAAGACCAACAACGGGAUCCACUACAGGCUACAGCUCCUCUACAGCAACGGCAUCAGGACAGAACAGGAUCUUUUUGUUCGGCUGAUCGACUCCAUGACUAAACAGCCCAUCCUGUACGAAGGUCAGGACAAGAACCCCGAGAUGUGCCGCGUCCUCCUCACCCACGAGAUCAUGUGCAGCGGCGUUGGUUUGGCCCGAGCUCACUUUGAGAAGCAGCCGCCGUCCAACCUGAGGAAGUCCAACUUCUUCCACUUCGUGCUGGCGCUGUACGACCGGCAGGGUCAGCCGGUGGAGAUCGAGCGGACGUCCUACAUCGACUUCGUGGAGAAAGACAAGGAGUACAACGGAGAGAAGACCAACAACGGGAUCCACUACAGGCUACAGCUCCUCUACAGCAACGGCAUCAGGACAGAACAGGAUCUUUUUGUUCGGCUGAUCGACUCCAUGACUAAACAGCCCAUCCUGUACGAAGGUCAGGACAAGAACCCCGAGAUGUGCCGCGUCCUCCUCACCCACGAGAUCAUGUGCAGUCGGUGUUGUGACAAGAAGAGCUGCGGGAACCGCAACGAGACGCCCUCCGACCCCGUCAUCAUCGACAGAUUCUUCCUCAAGUUCUUCCUCAAGUGCAAUCAGAACUGUUUGAAAAAUGCUGGAAACCCUCGAGACAUGCGGAGGUUCCAGGUGGUGAUCUCCACUACAGUCAACGUGGACGGCCACGUGCUUGCGGUGUCAGACAACAUGUUCGUCCACAACAACUCCAAACAUGGCCGCCGCGCCCGACGCCUGGACCCCUCCGAAGCAGCCACGCCCUGCAUCAAAGCCAUCAGCCCGAGCGAGGGCUGGACGACCGGCGGCGCCACCGUCAUCCUCAUCGGGGACAACUUCUUCGACGGCCUGCAGGUCGUCUUCGGCACCAUGCUGGUGUGGAGUGAGCUGAUCACCCCUCACGCCAUCCGGGUCCAGACUCCCCCUCGCCACAUCCCCGGGGUCGUGGAGGUCACGCUGUCCUACAAGUCCAAACAGUUCUGCAAAGGAGCGCCGGGACGCUUCGUCUACACCGAAUGCACCCUGAAAGGGAAAAGAACAGUUUCUAUAGUUGGGCCUGAAGAAGAGCUCAGACUGAACUGUUUUCUGCACGCUGACAGUGAAUGUCACACGCAGCCGCUCACACGCAGCCGCUCACACGCAGCGAUACACUGCAGCCGCUCACACGCAGCCGCUCACACGCAGCCGCUCACGCAGCCGCUCACACGCAGCCGCUCACACGCAGCCGCUCACACGCAGCCGCUCACACGCAGCCGCUCACACGCAGCGAUACACUGCAGCCGCUCACACGCAGCCGCUCACACGCAGCCGCUCACGCAGCCGCUCACACGCAGCCGCUCACGCACACGCAGCGACACACUGCAGCCGCUCACACGCAGCCGCUCACACGCAGCCGCUCACGCUCACACGCUCGGCCGUCAUGCAGAAGUCCAGCAGUCAGAGCUCCACGUUUCUUUUGUUAUAACCUUCGAUGGCACCUCGAUGUUUCCCCCGACCUGCUCCCCGAGCAGCCUGCAGCGUCUCUGUGCACAUUCUAGAGUUUACAGACUUCCUUAUAAGCACCUGAAGAAGAACUUCAGGAAGACUUCAGGAUCCUUGAGAAGGUCGAAGGCCUUGAAUGUUUUCCAGGUGUCUCUGUGUCUCCAG